AGGAGGCCAGCCCCGAGGGAACCCCCCCCGUGCCGUGUCACGGAGCGGUGGCACCGGGCUGGCCGCCGGGGUGAUGGGGCUGGGAGACGUGGCCGUGGGUCAGAGCCGCGCCGGGAGCCGUGUGGGAGCCGGCGGGGUCCUGAGGCGCUGGAUGGCCCCAAACCAGCCCCCGCCUCGCCCGGAGCUGCGUGGGGUGCCGCUGACUGGGGGCCUGGCCUUCUGGGAGAGCUGUGCUCCCGGGAGUGGGAGGGCGGCCGUGGCCGUGGAGCACGCUAACGGGACGUGGCUGCUAACGUUGGUGUCAGAAAAACUUAGUUUCCGCUAGCAGCGUGGGCCUAAUUAAACUCAAUCGAGCCGCUUGAUAAGUAUUGAUGAUGUGUUCCACACAAUUUCGUGGUACUUCUGGUUCUGUAGAGUUAAUCUGGUCAUAGCCUGUACUAAGUUGUUGAGGGACAAAAAGCCUUCUCCAGAUCACAGAACUAAGGCAACUGUUCCUGCGUUGUCUCAUGUGUUUGGUAUGGUGGAUGACAUUAACGUCUGGAUUCAGGCAUCUUAAGACUUGCCCAACUUCCCCAUGUUAUUACACCAGAGAUAGGGGUGGUGUGAGUGAAGGAUUAGUCCAGAUUUUCCAGAUCCAAAGGAGUUCUUGCCUUGCGUAGUGAGCUUUUGCUCAUCUGUAGAUAACGAGGUCAUUGAGUGAGUAUUUCAACAUUAUAAUCCAUCGAGCAAUUUGAAGAAAUCACUGGACAAGAGGCUACAUGUACGUUUUCUGCUUAAAGGUGUCCUGAGUAUGGGAAGAAGUUCUUCUGAGGCACUGGAGGCUGAUUUAUCCUUUCUCUCUGGCUCUCCCGUGACCACCUUUGGUGGAUAGCCCGAGAACGUUCUCGUGGCGGGUGCGAGUUUCUUUUGAAAUGGCAAGCUGGUCCAAGCGGUGGUGUGGUGACGCAGCAGGAUUCGCUGGAGAGCAGGGUGGAGAGGCUGACUCUGGGGCUGCGAUUGGUCUGAUAGGACGUAAUUGUUACCAGUUGCUCAACGCAGGGUGCUCCGGUGAAAUUCUUGGUCUCCACCGCCAAUGGACACGCCGAUGGAUUUACAGCGGUAGGAGGGAGCAGUGAAAAAUGGUACUUUCCUGAAGCUAAAUGAACAGUUAGGGCCAGCUGUGGAGGUUCGGAGCACCUCUGCUGCAACUGCUGAGCUUAAGGACCGGAGCACGUGGCAGCUGGCAGCUUGUGGUGUCCCAUGGUUCCUCACAUUUUACAAAUGUGCUGAAGUUCACUGAGGCUGCGUUUAUGGCCAAACUUCCACAAGCAAUAUACUGUGGAUGGAAGUUCUGAGAGCAGCUGCAGUCAUCAUCUCAAAGCUUUACAACAGAGGUCUCCAAGGUUUUAGGAGAUAAGCUACUAUCUCUGUAGCCUGCCAUUCAUAUUGCGCCAAGUUUUAUGUAACGUCUACUGAAACUGCGGCGCACCUUUUGAUAGCCAAGAAGGCUCGUGAACGUUAAGUAUUUGGAUGCAUUGGCAGAAUGAGUUACUCAGGAUGUUGAGGAACUCGGUGGGUGAAUAUUCUUGAUUUGAAAGAAUGCUUGCGUAAAGAAGAAUAUGUACCUUGAGCUUGCUUUCUUGCUGUUUCCCUUUGUUGCAAAGACUUGCUGUGAUAUGAGGUGGCUCAACAUCGGCAUUUUAAAUAUAAUUUUAGUAGGCAAGUGAGCCUGUGGGAGUGUAAAGAUGUGGUGGGAGAGGAACGCUUAAUUGUGAUGACUUACUAAGAAAAGCCCUGUUACUGGGAUAAGAACAUGUCUUUAGCAUAGCAUUUGUAAAUUGUUUUCUAGCAAAAUGCAAGAAAGACUCCAACACGCUGCCGAAGAUUUGAAAGCACUAGUUCUGUAAACAAGGCAUACCCAAACCAACAAACUUGGCUUCUCGUCUGUGUAAGUUGUGCAGUGAUGGCAGAGUGAAUUUUGAUGCGGUGCUAUUACUGAAUGGGUGGCUGGCAUCAGAGGUUUGGUUUUCCCAGCUCUGCACCUAGAAGCGCUGAGUGUUUGGGUAAGGCUCUGCCUUUGGGUGCUUGAAGCCAAAACCGAAAGGCGGUGCUGGAGUCUGGCGCUGAGAUAAGGAUGCACCCCAUCUAAAUCUGACAUACUGGCGCUUGGAUUGGAAAUGGCAACCAGAAUUUGUAAGAUACUUGGUGAUUUAUUUUUUAACUUUUGGGGUUUUUCUUCUCGUCACUUGUUUAUCAUGUGGAGCUCUCAUGCUCCCCUAUUGCAAGUUGCCGUCUCUGCCUCAUUUGCAGUGCAGCUGUGUUCUCUUGGUGGCUAAAAAUAGAAGGGUGUAGAGUUAGUUCUCUUUCGUGGAAGGGAAGGAGAAGUCUUAGAAAGUGUGAGUUCACCAGCAGAUAAUUCUUCUGUUGGUUCUGCUCAGGGCACCUCUAGAUGCUCUUUAUUCUUCUUUAUUCUUUGGUGUUUUGCAUUUCCAAACUGAUCUCACUUUGUAGGUUUGGGUGUUGAAUAUGUGAUCAGAAUGCAAAGACCUUUCUUUGUUCCUCUAGAAAAUAACUUGAGAGAACGUUGUGACCCCAUGUUGCAACUUUCAGUGUGAAAAUAGGCUUCCAAAAGCAAGUGUGAUUUUUGGGAAGAUCCCUAUUUAUUUAUUUUUUCAUUUUAAGGUAAGCAGCGCCUUCAGCUGGCUGAAGGAACCAAGGAGGAGUUGCAAAGGGGAAAUUCUAUCAGUCUUCUUCUGCCUUAACUCUGACUUUGUAGCCAUUUCCGACAAUCUGACAAGUCCUGUUGAAUAUCUGAAUGUAGGUAAUGGUUUCACCGCUUGACAAUCUUUGUGUAUUGUCCGUGAGAGAACACCCAGGGAUUUAGGUCCUUUUGCUAAUGUUAAAGGAACUGCACUCCUGGUUUUAAUAAUUUUACAAGUUUUUUUCAUUUACAUCUCUGGAGGAAAGUUUGUAAAAUGCUUUUAAUAAUAACUGUAUACUUGAAAUAGCAGGAUGACUUGUGCGAUAGAUUUGUCAGGUUAUCUUUACUGAUCCCAAACAAUAUCAUGUGCCCUAUUCUGAAAUAUAAGUUCAAUCUAAACUUGGUGAAUUUGGUAAUUCUGCUUUCAUUUACACAAAUCUCAGAACCACUUUAUUUUGGAAGAAAACGUCCACUGUAUGGGUGAUGCCGUACUUGGUACAGAUGGUGCACAUAUAACUUUUUUUCCCCUCGAGCAUUCAGGCCCCCAGCUUGUAUACGUGCAGAUCCAGAGCACUGCCCAGACCCAAGCCGCAUGUCAAGCUCUCGUUCCAUGGCUACGAUGCUCGUCCUGCCCGGGAUGGAUUUGUAGUCUGUCUUAAAACACACGAGAAGACGUUGGUUGCAUGGCAUAUUUCGAUGGGCUAGGCCUUUCAGCCACAGUUGGCAGCAGUGUCAGACUGGAGAGCUUGACGUGGGAGCAUGUUCUGAGUUCCAGUCACCCCACCGUUGUUUUUUGCAGAAUCAAGAGGAAGAGAUUGAAUUGUGAAGCCUUGCCUCCCUCAGCUGAAAGGCGAGCUGUUUCGGGUGGUUCCCAAAAGUAAUGUUUUACUAGAAAGCAGCGUGAGGCAACAUGCAGCCAGCAUGUGUUACUUGCUGUGCAGGAGUUCACGAGAAUAAGUGCCAUUUAUUCUAUAAAUAAAUCAAAUGAGCCUAUAUUCUGUAACUUUCCACAGAGCAGACUUGUAUUAUAUUGGCAGGUUAGCUGAGUGAAAACAACAUUGACAGAUUGUUCAGCUUGUAGGAAAAAUAUUUCCUUGUAGAGGUGCACAGGAACAGACCUGUGCGUCACAAGUGUUUCUAAAUUCCAAAUAUUUACUACAAUGAAAAAAAUCAAAACAAUUCAUCUUGGACGCAUGCUUCUUUAAUAGCAGAGGAUAGCAUGUGUUACUGGUUUUUGGAACAGAAAAAUCAGAUGACAAGCUGAGAACCGCUCUCCCCCAGACGAGGCUUUCCCUCCCCUUUCGAGGGUUAGAAUUCCAUAGGAGCAGGAAGAUACCAACGUGUUAGUGUUUAAGAGUGGAAAAUACAACUGCCUUUGCAAAUGACUAAUGAAGUCCAUCUUAAGUGAGAAAUGUGCCAGUCUUGCACUGCUGCCUUCUUAGACAUGCUCACUAGGACGGCGCGAACUUGCUCCUACAACGGGAGUCACAGAAGCUGGGCGAGCUGGGCCGCCAGCCUGCCGCAGCUGACAGGGGAAUCUGCUCCACGGCCUGUCCCUUUCCUUUGUGCUCGUUGCUGCUGUUGCUGGUCCCGGCCUUCGUGGAGCUGGUUGGGUUCACCACCUGGCCACAGCCAUCUGCUUGGGAGGGGCGGUUCUCUGCCGGGUGAACGAAUUGAAUCAGAUCAGUGCAAGGUGUUGCUAGAGGUGAUGCAGAGUCAGUGGCAAUAGUGUUUUAAAUCCCCAGAACCAUUUUCCCCAAAACUCAUCCCGUUUUCGGGUGGGAGAUUCAGAUGGACUCAGUGUGUUUCCAGAUGUGAGAAUGCCUUAAAGCGUGGGCUCCAGCUCGUACACCUGUGUCACUUUACUGGUAGGUUAGUCUGUUUUAGAGAUAACCAUUUGUUGCUCUGUUUCCCGUCUCUUCACCAGAUAACGUAUCCAUGCAAGGCCUUUUAUUGCCACAGCAGUUUAGUUUCUUUAGGAGCCUUUCGUGAAGAGCCUUAACAUGUAUCUUAGAAAUUAAAGCAGGCUUUAUCCAGAAGAGUCUAUAGGUAUGUGGGUAAGGGAGAUCUUUUUAGAGAACUCUUGGAGGUUUGUGAAACUUGACUUUGCUGUAUGAAAGUGGGGUUGAUUUGUCCUUUUAAAUGCUGUCAUUUAUUUUGCUGUCUACUGGUUUAGUCUCUAGAAUAGCUUCUACUAGCUGGUCUGUGAGGCUCUCUGGACUGUGGCAUCACAAAGUGUUAGGUGGGAGAGGACACAAUUAUAAACUGUGCCCAAGAGUAAGCACCGCUUCAGGCAGCAGAAUUUUUGAAGGCUGUUUUCUUUUGAGUCUUCAUUACAUGGCUUCUUUGGUCUCCGAUCAUGUGAUCUUGCUGAAUGUAGCAGAAAUUGGUCCAGAGGUUGAAAAUUAGGGAUAGCGGGAAUUAGAGGAGAAAACAGAAAGAGCGAAGGGUACGCACACAGAAUGCGUUUGUGUAGGCCUGUUUCUGUAGGAAACAAAGUUUUCACAAGUUCAAAUUCACAGUUGUGGUGAUACUGUAAAAUAACAUACAACAAAACAAUAUAGUACAGGGUGUGCGAGUUGCUGUCAGAACCUCCUCACUGAUGGAGCUGAAGUCUGCCUGCUUUUGACUGCUUCCAGACUCUUCUCAGCUGUCUUUGACGUGUGUUUUGCUGUAUAUAAUGCUCGGAGAAUGAAAGUCUGAGUGAAGAUCAAAAUGGUAAGGAUAUCUACCAAGUCUUUUGAAGGACUUCUCUGAAAGACUGACGUUUCUGAUCCUCUGCCCUUUUAGGUACAGAUCACGGUUUGUUGUUCUUCGUCUCCUUUCUAUUCCACAGUUCCAGGUGUCUUUCUUUAGCUCUUUGAGGCUCUUUCUAUUUUAGCUCUAGCUGAUUGUUCUGCUUGCAUUUAUGGAAGUUAAACUCACCGAUGUGUCCUUCCUCAUCCUUCUAAAAAGGGUCAGAAGAAAUGGUGUAAUUUCUGUAGGUUUGCAUGCAUCUCCUGCCUUUCCCACUCGUGGACAUUUUUAAAAAAUAUUUUUAAUAUGUAUCGUUGCUGUAAGCUCCAUUUGGACCAGUGUUUUCUGCCAAAGUGGUUAACACUGAGCUGAAAUUUUCUUUGUCUCAAAAUGUGUUUUAGGUAAUUUUUGGAUACUAAUUGUUACCCUUUUGUGCAAGAUGCUGGGUGCAUUGAGAACCUCAAGAGGAAGAGAUGUUGAGUACUGUGUUUCACUUAAAAUGGCCAAUCUGAAUUAUGGCAGUGCUGCCCGUUUGGCAGACGGAAGGACGGUAGGUUGGAUGACAGUGAGAACGUGCAGGCAGGUCCCAUCGAGUAUCCUCCUUGUUGAAGUGGAACAAGCGGAACUGCCUGAGUGGAACGGAAGGAGGGACUCUGUUCCCGCAGCCUGUCCAAUGACUUGAAGACCUGCGCUCUGUUGCAUUGAGUGGGAGAACGCAGGCAACAGUUAGUCAAAUUUGAGGUGUAACCUAUGUUACUGGUGCUCUCAGAAAAGGAAUGGAAACGAAAUGCCCUGCUUCUGGCUUUUUUUUUUUUUGACAUGUGUGCUUCAAGAUCGUACUGUAAUACUUAUUUUUCUUCCCCAAAGAAACCAGAACAAGCUGUGUUUGCAAAGGAAAGAUUUUACACGUUUCUGUUGCUGUGUUUAACUGCAGAGCAUUGGCAUUGUGGAAUGAAAGUACUCGUGGGUGGUUCUUGUACGCAAAUCUUAGCGCCCGAGGUGACUGUUGAAUUGUGAACCUCUUGUCUUGGGGUUGAAAUGUUUGUUAAUGUUGUAGCCAUUAAAGCUGGUAAAACAAACUUUUCUCAUUGGUACGCCUUACUUUUCUGAUUUCUUGUUACUGCUUGUGUGUCAGUGUCCAGGUAGAAAGUUCAGAGGGAAAAGAAAAGGAUAUUAGCGAGAGAAGUAAGAACCAAGGGAAGCAAAAAGUCACACUUAAAACAGAUGGCUGGCCAUUGUAGCUGCCCUUAAUUCCUAGACACUUUGUUUUCUCUAGGCAAAUGAAUUGUUAUGAAACUGCUAAAACUCGAAAUUGUAUCCUGCUCAAAUCCUUCAGAAUAUUUUCCGAGACUUCUGCCAGGACUUCACCCACGAGGAUCACCGGAGCUUUUGCAAGAAUGUUGUUGUUCACCAUUGUCCAUAGCCUUUGUGCAGAACUUGCAGUCUCUGCCGGUGCAAUGCCAGGAUACGCCACCUGUAUCUUCUGUAGUAAAUUGUGAAGCACUGCUAGGUUAUGCCACUGAUGUAGUUGAUUUUAUUGUGAAAUAAGCAGCUAAGAAUAACCGUUUCAGAUCUGACUUGCUCGUAAAUUUUUUUGUCAGUCAGCUCCUUUGUUGCAUCUCCCUCAAACAACUUCCUUGACCUAAAGUCAUGCUUUGAUAACACCCACAUCUAGAGUUUAACUAUUGUAUCUGCCUUUGUCCUGAAGGCAACGUGUUGCUCCUUUGUAAGUCGUGUUUGUAUUCAAGCUUGUGGCAAAAGAUAAUGACUUUCUGUGAGGGUAAUCACAAAAAGCAUUGAGUGCGGGGGACAAUCGGAACUGAUUUGUAGUUCCCCGGUUCUGAUCUCUGCAGCUACAGGACCGGUGAAUGCGAGUAGUGCCAUUGCUGUCGCAAAGCACGCCUGGUUUUACUUAGACUGUUUGAAAUUUGAAUGCAUGUGCAGGUUCCCUGCUACUGGCAGGGGUGAGCAGGAUGCGGGGAAAAGCUUAUGGGAUAUACAGUUGAACAAACGCGUGAUUGAAGAACAUGGGAAUAUACAAAAAUGUUGACUUGUGGCUAGCUAGAAGAAAUAAUUGUACUGUGAGCUCCUUUUGGACCAAAUAGAGUGACAGGGAUAAACGGACCAAAUUGUUCCCAUUGCAUGCCUCUGGCUGCUAGUAAAGGAAGUACUGUGCACAGUAACUACAGCUCCGGCUGUGUUUCAAGAAAAAAAGUUAUCCUUUUUAAUCUCUGUUCAAGCUAUUGCUAAUAUCCCUUGCAUGUCAGGCUCUUUCAGAGAUGACUCAAAAGAAGAAUGUGUCUCAGGUUAGUUUAAGAACCAUUCUGUUCUUCCUGCAAGCUCCCGUGGCUGAAGUUACUGGCAGAGUUCCCUGAAAUGGAGGUUUACAUUGAGAAGACAAAAAGCUGUGGUGAAGAAGGGGAAAAAGAUACUGGUAGAAGAUUAGAAAUGAUCUGAACAUCAUCUUUCUUUUGCUAACCUUCCCUUUAUUAUUUUUUUUACAGCAACAAAGACCAAAACUUGUAGACACAAAGAAUGACCUUGUUUAUGUUUUUCUUAGAUGUAGGUUCAGGCAGUUAGGGACAUAGCUGCUGGUGGUUGUUGUUGUUGUUUUUAAUUCUAAAGGGGAACUUCGGUUAUUGCAUUGUUAUAGAUGGCUCAGAUGAGCAUGCCUGUGGUUGGGAUGGGUAUUGUUAGGCAGUUCUUCAGAUCUCGUUUCCAGCAAUAUAUGCUUCUGACAAAUGAACCGUUCAGACUGGAAAUUCCUGUAUUAGGCUUUUAGCUGCAAACUGAAUGUUUUUUUUAUAUUCCAACAAAAAAAUAUUGAAAUUAAUUCCUGAAUAUGAGAUAAAGGAAAUUUUGUGGCCAUGGUAAGUAUGCUUUUUUUUCCCCUUAAGUAUUUCAGUGGGAAAAUACUGCCGAGUUCUCCUGCUUCAGAGUAAAAACCUGUAACUGACCUUUCUGUGGCUUUAGUGGGAUAGCUGCAAGUUGGUACUUCAAAAAAAAAAUAAAAAAAAUCUGUAGUAACCAGUGUAUAAGCAUCUGGAAAAUAGUAAAUGGUAGCUUAGUAGAGGCUAUAAGAUACGUUCUUUGGAGUAGAUCUGCACUCAGCAGAUUUCACAUAAGGAACAGAUUGCAUAUGCCUCGUUGAGAGUAACCUGCACUGUAUCCUUCCAGCUUUGUCACCGACGGGAGUUUGACGGACAUCAGUCUGCUACUGUGUAAACACAGGCCAUUCCCCCGAACACCAUGCUAUCUUAAGCAUAACUUCCAGGGUUUGAAAACCAGGCUUUGAAUUCUUUGUCUGCUGUCAUAAGGUUGCUAAAAGGCAGAUCUUGCCAGUCGUGUAUCUUCUGUGCUGUGUUCACGUUUCUUCCAAAGCAUGAAAAGUUACCGAGAACUCAAAUAAUGAACAAAUGUUUUUCCUAACUUUGUUUAGGAGAGAACAUUUGUUUUGGCUGAAAUCUUCCAGAGCAACUUAAAUUGACACCAGCAUGGGAAAAUUAGUAAAAACGAGCAGGAGGUUUUAGUGCUUGGGCAGCUUAUAACAUUAUAGUGGAAUGAGAAGGAAAAGAACAACCUAAUCUGCUUUUAACCUUUACAAGGUCAAAAUUGUUAGUGCUUCAAAGUGCCCUUCAAAGGUGAGCAGAAGUGUUCACGUAUAGAACUUCUCAAUUUUGCUGUGAUGAAUGUUACACCCAGGCAAGACAUCAAUCUACUGGGGAGCAGUUUGGUGACUUUGUUGUAUGAAUAUCGUGGCCAGCUGGGCUCUCACUAGUGAAACCCAGUGACUCUGAUACUAUUUUUUUCUCUUAAUUCUAAAUAUCCUGAUUAUUUGUCAUGGCAAAAAGAUGGAGAUGCCUCUGCCCUCUCCAUAUUCUGUUCUUUACAACCUUUUUGCCUUACUCCAUCUCAGAAGAAUUUUCCUGUAUUGCCAACACAGAUUAAUCCUUGCAGUAUAUUUCCUCGAAGACCACUGCCCAAAAUGUUGAAUUGGUUAAUAGUUUAACAGUGGUUUUGCAGCCUUCUAGCAACUUGCUUGCAAGUAGACAUAUGCUAUUGUUUUGUCUUGCAAUUAUUUUCCUUUAGAAGCCUUGAUUUGUUUUUGUAAAAUUGCAAAAUGUUUAUCACACAGAUGACUUCAUCCUCUAACAGGCAUGUUCUAAUGUGAGAAUAUAUUCUAUAAAGAUUUUUUUUUUUACCUUUGCAGUUUUAUCUAAUGAAAGAACUGGUCUUGGGGAGACUAUUAAACUGUGUUUAUGUCUAGUUAUCCUUAAUAUUUUUACUUUUUUUGUUCAUUGCUGGAAUCCCUAGCCACAAAACUCUAAAUCCAAGUUUAUGUUGCGCUUACAGCUACAAAGGGAUGUCAGAAGUGUAGUGUCCUGAGAUCUCUAUCCAGUCGUGCUUUUACUGUAGGAAGGAGUCGCACUAGAGUGGUUAUUUAUUUACUUUCACUUUUGUGGUUCUGUCUGGGCUUUCUUCAUUCCUGGAAGAAUACCGAGCAACAACAACAACAAAAAAGGAUGAAGAAGGACCUGGAGUUAAUCCUUUGCUCUGUCUUGGGGGAAGAUCACUUACAAUAUUCUUGACAGAUGCUUGUCUAAUCUCUUAAUUGCUGGGAAUGCCACUGCGUUUCUUAAGCAGCUUAUUCCAGUGCUUUAUGUUCUUGCUGCUUGAUGUUUUCUUAAGGUUUAACUGACAACCUUUGCAGGAAGCGUUGCUUUCUACUUUCUCAUGUCCAGCUAUUUCUGAUGUACCUGGAUGUAUUUGAGCUGUCAUUUUUCCCUUGAUCUGUUCUCUAAUACUGGUUGCAUGCCUUUAAUUUCCAGUUCUCCAGUGUUUCCUCGCAGAUCUUGUUUCCUUGUCUUCUGAUCCAACUCACUGCUUUGUAGACUCUCCCCUGUCGGUUCCUAUCUUGAAGACUGGAAUCCCAAACAGGGCAUCCUGCUUUAACGCUGAAGACUCGCUAGUGCUAGGUGGAUUGCUCUCCGCUUAUUUAUUUUUGAAGUGUUCUGCACAGGGCUCUGUUGUUCAGUUGUUUUCCUUUUGUUCACCGUUCGGUGUAAGGCUUUGCAAGCAAUCCAAGUUUAAGGUUCUGCAUUAGCCUGUACUUGGCUGCAUGUCUGGGUUCACCGUUGGUUUCUGUCACUCAGAAGGGCAUAUUCAUCCUCCUCCCAAAUGGAGGAGUGAAAGGCAGGGUGGGAACCGGCAUGGAAAACAAUUGUCACCAAAACAAAUGGGUGUUUGCCCCUCUGCGGAAGCAGCUUCCCCUUUGUGGUUAGCAAGAUGUACAAUAUAAGUGAUUUCUUGGCUUCUUGGCUGAUGUGUUUGAUCAAACAGGAGCUGUGGCUUUCUUCCUUGUUCUUGUCUAGAGCAUUAGGACUUGCCUUUUUGAUGCUGUUGCCUGAUGCAGUUGUCUGUUGUCAUUUGAUUAGCUGCAGUCUUCAAUAUUCAUGAAGAAUAGUGAAGAAAGAGGCUGCCCUGUAUGUUCAAUGUUAAGCUGUUGAAAGCGUACAUGGAACAUUGGUUUCUCUACAUCCUUUGAUUUCAAAUGCUGUUUUUUGUUACUAUAAAGUGGUACAAAUCCUUAUGACUACCUCUGACAAUACAGAAAGAGGAUUUACUUUUUUGUGGUAAAAGUAUAAUAGCAGCUUUAGCAGGAAAAGAAGAGAAAGUAAGAAAAUGUAUGCCAAAAAAGUGUAAAAGUGAUACGUUUAAUGUGAAUGUAAUUUCUGGUUUUUAGUUUUCCUCUAAAACUUGCCCAGUCAACAACUAUCUUCCAGCACUGACUGUAUUUGCAACUUUGGUUUCUUUCAGGCUGUAGGUAUACUUUUGUACCAAGAGGUAUGUUUUGGGCCUUGCGACUAAUCUUUUAAUUAUCAUUUAAUUUGCAACAUUUAUUAAAUAACUGUUUGGAUCCCAGCUUCUUCAAAUAACAGUAUUUGUAUCCUGUCAGCAUGUAAUCUUCAAAGAGUUAGUUUAGACGUAGAUUUGAGUUGAUUUCUGUAUCAUGUGCGUGAUGAUUUUGAGGCAUAGAUUUCAUUCCUUUUUGAUUAUUUUUGAAACUGUCUGUUAAUGUGUUUUACCAGCUCAUUUUUCUUGGGACUAUCGGUAGAGGCCGAAUGAAAAUUUAGAAUUGCAAUGAGACUGUCUUGUGGUUUAUAGGCUUUACUGAAUUUUGUUCAUUCAGUAGCUUUAUACAGAUUAACAUGCCUGAGGGUUUUUUGGUGCAUUUUUGUUCUCGAUUAGUGUUGUCCCACCUCUUUUUUUUUUUAGGUGACAAUCACUGCUAUCACCUCUGCUGCCCUCCUGUCAUCCCAAAGUGUCCACUUUUGACUGAUGAGCCUCUGUUCCUUGCACCCUUGUUGCUGCUGCCUCCACAAGCAGUUUGGCUCCUGCUUGGAGCACAAGGUCAUCUGCCUGGCAGGGCUGAGGGGUUGUUCCAGACCAUGCCUCCGUUUUGGUUUCAGGUGUAUGACAUGUAGGUACAUAGGUCAGUUGAACUUGCUCCAAGCAACAAUCAAAUCUAUCUGCUUUCAGACUGAGCUUUGACAUUCGUUUCAUGAAAGAGGUUUACCAGUAGUUGUCUUAUAAUAACUUUGAGAAGAAGUUCUAUGUAGCUCUUACUUUCAAGAGUGCUGCAAAAAUGAUUACUUCAGAUUUGCCAGUACUACAGGAUUCUACAAAUGAAACUACUGCACAUUCAGAUGCUGGCAGUGAGCUUGAAGAAACAGAAGUCAAAGGAAAAAGAAAAAGGGGCCGUCCUGGCAGGCCUCCAGUUUUCUUUGCCCAGUCUGCCACUAAGAAACCUCGGAAGUCUCCAGGAGACAAAGUUCGUUUGGAUGCUGGAGCCAGGGGAGCAAGUCGUGGAAGAGCUAAUGGCCACCCUCAGCAGAAUGGAGAAGGGGACCCUGUCACUUUGUUUGAGGUGGUUAAGCUGGGGAAGAGUGCUAUGCAGUCUGUGGUGGACGACUGGAUUGAAUCAUAUAAACAAGACAGGGACAUAGCACUUCUGGAUUUAAUCAACUUCUUUAUCCAGUGUUCAGGAUGUCGAGGUACUGUAAGAAUUGAAAUGUUCAGGAACAUGCAAAAUGCAGAAAUCAUAAGGAAAAUGACAGAAGAAUUUGAUGAGGACAGCGGUGAUUACCCACUUACCAUGCCCGGGCCACAGUGGAAGAAGUUUCGAUCCAAUUUUUGUGAGUUCAUUGGAGUGCUCAUUCGACAGUGUCAGUAUAGCAUCAUCUAUGAUGAAUACAUGAUGGACACGGUGAUUUCUCUUCUGACUGGUUUGUCAGAUUCCCAGGUCCGGGCUUUCAGACACACCAGUACGUUAGCUGCUAUGAAGCUUAUGACUGCUCUUGUGAAUGUUGCCUUAAACCUGAGCAUUCAUCAGGAUAAUACACAGAGGCAGUACGAAGCUGAGAGAAACAAAAUGAUUGGCAAAAGAGCUAAUGAAAGAUUGGAGCUGCUGCUUCAGAAAAGAAAAGAGCUACAAGAAAACCAAGAUGAAAUCGAAAAUAUGAUGAACUCUAUUUUUAAGGGUAUAUUUGUUCAUAGAUACCGUGAUGCUAUUGCUGAGAUUAGAGCUGUCUGUAUUGAAGAAAUUGGUGUCUGGAUGAAAAUGUACAGUGAUGCCUUCCUGAAUGAUAGCUAUUUAAAAUAUGUUGGUUGGACACUACAUGACAGGCAAGGUGAAGUGAGGUUGAAGUGUUUGAAAGCUCUUCAGAGUCUGUAUACCAACAGAGAGUUAUUUCCAAAACUGGAGCUGUUCACUAAUAGAUUCAAGGAUCGCAUUGUAUCAAUGACACUUGAUAAGGAAUACGAUGUUGCUGUGGAAGCCAUUCGAUUAGUCACGCUAAUACUUCAUGGAAGUGAAGAAGCUCUGUCAAAUGAAGACUGUGAGAAUGUUUAUCACUUGGUGUAUUCAGCACACCGGCCUGUUGCAGUAGCAGCUGGAGAAUUCCUUCACAAGAAACUGUUCAGCAGACAUGAUCCCCAAGCUGAAGAGGCUCUAGCAAAGAGGAGAGGGCGAAAUAGUCCAAAUGGAAACCUCAUUAGAAUGUUGGUUCUUUUCUUUCUUGAAAGUGAGUUGCAUGAACACGCAGCCUACUUGGUGGACAGUUUGUGGGAGAGCUCUCAAGAACUGUUGAAAGACUGGGAAUGCAUGACAGAAUUGCUCUUGGAGGAACCAGUCCAAGGAGAAGAAGCAAUGUCUGACCGGCAGGAGAGUGCUCUUAUUGAACUGAUGGUGUGUACAAUCAGACAAGCUGCUGAAGCACACCCUCCAGUAGGCAGAGGCACUGGCAAAAGAGUCUUGACAGCAAAAGAAAGAAAAACUCAGAUGGAUGACAGAAAUAAAUUGACUGAGCAUUUCAUUAUUGCACUUCCUAUGUUGCUGUCAAAGUAUUCCGCUGAUGCAGAGAAGGUUGCAAAUCUCCUGCAAAUCCCUCAGUAUUUUGAUCUGGAAAUCUAUAGCACCGGCAGAAUGGAAAAGCAUCUGGAUGCCUUACUGAAACAGAUUAAGUUUGUUGUGGAAAAGCAUGUGGAAUCGGAUGUUCUUGAAGCCUGCAGCAAAACCUACAGCAUACUCUGUAGUGAAGAAUAUACAAUCCAAAACAGAGUUGACAUAGCCCACAGCCAACUUAUUGAUGAAUUUGUGGAUCGAUUCAACCAUUCUGUAGAGGAUCUGCUGCAGGAGGGAGAAGAAGCUGAUGACGAUGACAUAUACAAUGUUCUUUCAACAUUAAAGAGGUUAACCUCUUUUCACAAUGCUCAUGAUCUCACAAAAUGGGAUCUGUUCAGUAACUGCUACAGAUUACUAAGAACUGGAAUUGAACAUGGAGCUAUGCCAGAACAGAUAGUUGUUCAGGCGCUGCAAUGUUCGCAUUACUCUAUUCUCUGGCAGCUGGUAAAAAUCACUGAAGGCUCCCCUUCCAAAGAGGACUUACUGGUAUUGAGGAAAACUGUGAAAUCCUUUCUGGCUGUCUGCCAGCAAUGUCUAUCAAAUGUCAACACUCCAGUAAAAGAACAGGCUUUCAUGUUGCUUUGUGAUCUCUUGAUGAUUUUUAGUCAUCAGCUGAUGACUGGAGGUAGAGAAGGUCUUCAGCCUUUGGUGUUUAAUCCAGACUCAGGCCUUCAGUCAGAGCUUCUCAGUUUUGUGAUGGACCAUGUCUUCAUUGACCAAGAUGAUGAAAACCAGAGCAUGGAGGGAGAUGAAGAAGAUGAAGCUAACAAAAUAGAAGCCUUACAUAAGAGAAGAAACCUCUUGGCUGCCUUCAGCAAGCUGAUAAUUUAUGACAUUGUAGACAUGCAUGCAGCGGCUGAUAUCUUCAAACACUAUAUGAAGUACUACAAUGACUAUGGAGAUAUCAUUAAGGAAACCCUGAGCAAAACAAGGCAAAUUGAUAAAAUCCAGUGUGCAAAGACACUCAUUCUCAGUUUGCAACAGCUGUUCAAUGAGCUUGUUCAGGAGCAAGGUCCUAAUUUGGACAGGACAUCUGCCCAUGUUAGUGGAAUUAAGGAAUUGGCCCGUCGGUUUGCCCUCACUUUUGGCUUGGAUCAGAUCAAGACAAGAGAGGCUGUGGCCACACUACACAAAGAUGGAAUAGAGUUUGCCUUCAAAUAUCAGAAUCAAAAAGGACAAGACUAUCCACCUCCUAACCUUGCAUUCCUUGAAGUGCUUAGUGAAUUUUCUUCUAAACUCCUGCGACAGGACAAAAAGACUGUUCACUCCUACUUAGAGAAGUUUCUGACAGAACAGAUGAUGGAAAGAAGAGAAGAUGUAUGGCUUCCACUAAUUUCCUAUAGAAACUCACUAGUUACGGGUGGCGAAGAUGACAGAAUGUCUGUUAACAGUGGAAGCAGCAGCAACAAAACCUCUUCAGUGAGAAAUAAGAAAGGGCGACCACCGCUACACAAAAAGAAAGUAGAAGAUGAGAGUCUAGAAGGCUCAUGGCUGAACAGGAAUGAAAACAUACAUACUCCAGCGACACUGCAAGCACCACAGCUCACCUCAACUGUCUUGAGAGAGAACACUAGACAAAUGGGAGAGCAGAUCCAGGAGCACGAGACAGAGCAGGCAUCUGAACAAGAUUUUUUACACAAUCCCCAGAUGCAGAUAUCUUGGUUGGGCCAACAGAAGCUAGAAGAUUUAAAUCGAAAGGACAGGACAGGAAUGAACUACAUGAAAGGGAGAACUGGUGUAAGGCAUGCAGUACGAGGUCUAAUGGAAGAUGACGCUGAGCCCAUCUUUGAAGAUGUAAUGAUGUCUUCACGAGGUCAGCUAGAGGAUAUGAAUGAGGAAUUUGAGGACACAAUGGUCAUUGAUCUGCCACCUUCAAGAAACCGACGAGAACGGGCUGAACUGAGGCCAGACUUCUUUGACUCCGCAGCUAUCAUUGAGGAUGAUUCAGGAUUUGGAAUGCCUAUGUUCUGAAGUCUGCUGAAGACAUUUUACAAAUUUGGAACUCUAUUGUUUAGAGCUAGAGGCCUAUAUACUGUGAUAGCUUGUAUGAAAAACACAUUUUUGAUGUGAUACGGUUUGAUUUUUAACCAAAUGAUUAAGGUCAAUCCCUUUUUGUAGUGACAGAAAGAAGAGGAACUUCCUAAUGACACAAAGGAAUGUUGGCUAAUCCAGUCACCUCAGAAAGGCUGACCUAAAAAAUCAUUUGUAUCCCUGUUCUUGACUGUCCUAAUACAGAUUUUUUUUUUCUGGAUGAGGAGGAAGUUUUAAAUUGUUAAGACAGCUGUCAAAAUAAACACUGUUCUACGUAUGUUUUCUGAAAACAACAUUGAGUGAAAACAGAACUUUUUACCUUUAUUUUUCUGCUGUACAAUUUAAAACAGUUUUAACAUUUGCCUUUUUAUGUUUUAAAAGCUAGCCAUUUUUAUUAAACCUAUGCCUAUCAGCCAUUGACUAGCAAUGAUGCUAUAAGCAGGUCAUUCUGGCUACAGAAAAGUGUUUUUGAACACACUGGAUUUGAUUAACAUUAUGGUACGCUUAUGUCCUCUCAUAGGCAUUGAGAAGAACACUCUUAUAGAAGAGGUUAGAAUUCUAAUGACGUGCAUCUCUGCCAAAAAAUUUCAGAUUCUGAUAUGAUAAACCCAGAUUUUAUACUCUUGAGAAGAUUUAUUUUUAUUUAUAAUGGGACAUAAAGUAAGAGAUGUCCAUGAAGCCACUUUUCCAACAGAUGCUGUGUAACAUUCAUUUUAUAUAGCACAUGGGGACACAAAAACAGUAAAUUUUCUAUUGGUACUUGCUCUGUGCAUUUUUAGCAACUUAUACCAGCAAAUAAAGUAUUCUCAGUAAAACACACAAAUGGUUCUCAAGUAAUCACUUUGCUGUUUUUACUACCUACUUCAAGCCCUGCCAGUCCAAGGUACAUAAACAGCAACUUUCCUAUUU
Messenger RNA from Cygnus olor (mute swan), 16820 nucleotides. It is a transcript of the gene STAG1, whose product is annotated as stromal antigen 1. The record is from RefSeq and is a predicted model, not a curated record. The transcript has 35 exons. Bases 12063 to 15851 code for a protein of 1262 amino acids. Gene Ontology annotation, cellular component: chromatin; nucleus; cohesin complex. Lineage: Eukaryota; Metazoa; Chordata; Aves; Anseriformes; Anatidae. Gene Ontology annotation, biological process: sister chromatid cohesion. Gene Ontology annotation, molecular function: chromatin binding.